Molecule: messenger RNA, 1134 nt
Organism: Cyanidioschyzon merolae strain 10D
Lineage: Eukaryota; Rhodophyta; Bangiophyceae; Cyanidiales; Cyanidiaceae
Exons: 1
Coding region: 1-1134 (377 amino acids)
Source: RefSeq, a predicted model, not a curated record
AUGCGACGGCUAUGGACGCGUCUCGUCGACGCGCUGAGCGAGCGCCAGACGAACUGGCGCGAGCUACAACACCAACGCGAUAACAUGCAGCUCUUUCUUCUCGCAGUAUCUUAUGAAAAAGGCUUCGAACAGGCGCGGGCGCUCGCUCAGGAAAUAGUUUCGUCGGCGGAGCAGGCAACGCGCGCAAGCAGUCCACUCCUCAUGUUUCGCCGUGCCUUAUCGGUUUGGAAGCAUUCCGCUUCUCUCGAAAUGAAGACAGACUCUCCACAGCACAUACUUGAUGAUCAGGGCGCCCAGUCACGCUUGAUAGAACGGGUCAAUGCACGUCAAGUACACAAUCUACUUGCAGCAGCAGCGAGUAUGCCAACUAGCGCCUCUGCGGCUACGAGCGGGCCAGCCUUCACCUUGAGUUUGCGCCCGAGCCAAUCCAAUGUCAAUGCAGGAUAUGGUGUCAUCUUGAACGGGCACGCCCGCAUGGGUUCCGUUGUUGCAUUCUAUCCGGGCAUUGCGUACAGGGUCCGGCACUGGACCUCGAUACCCGGGUACCCGUACAUCACAGCCCAGAAUCCGUACCUAUUCGCCCGCUACGAUCGUGUAAUUGUCGACGCAAAUCCGAACCUCGAAGUGUCACGUGGGCUCAUGAAUAUACCGAUCCUUGAUCAUGCACUUGAGAGCGUUGUCCGACAUACGCGGCAAACUGAAUCGCUCCAUGAGUGUUGGGUGGGCCUCAACCCGUACGCGCUGGGUCACCGCGUUAACCACCCGCCUCGAGGACGGGAAGCGAACGUCAUGCCUUGUGCAUGGAAUUUCGAUUUGCAGCGUCUGGAACCGAGCCUGCUUUCCUUUAUCCCCAAUCGACUAUUUACGAAGUAUCGGCAGCUGUCAUCCGGGAUACUUGGACCUACGUCGAUGCUCUGGUCUCGGUUUCGCCACUGGUUCGAUUCGCUUGGGCACCAGGAUAACAUGUCUCUAACCGAAAUUCCGGGCGUCGUUCUCAUCGCUUUGCGCGAUUUGCAGGAUGAAGAACUGUUUCUGAACUAUCGUUACAACCCGGCCGCAUUAGAGCGUUUGCAGGCACCCAGCUGGUAUUGGCAGCCUGACCAAGAGGCUGCGAAACGAAGAUGGUCCUCAUAA